This is a messenger RNA of Mytilus trossulus (common blue mussel), 1885 nucleotides long. RefSeq names its product sodium- and chloride-dependent glycine transporter 1-like. Bases 7 to 1851 code for a protein of 614 amino acids. Gene Ontology annotation, cellular component: plasma membrane. The transcript is spliced from 13 exons. Lineage: Eukaryota; Metazoa; Mollusca; Bivalvia; Mytilida; Mytilidae. Gene Ontology annotation, biological process: sodium ion transmembrane transport. The record is from RefSeq and is a predicted model, not a curated record.
GUAAAGAUGCCGUUAAGUAAGACAACAACAGUUACUGCUGAUGAAGGAAUUGAUCGAGGGCAAUGGACACAUAAGAUGGAUUACAUUUUAUCAGUCAUGGGUUGGAGUGUUGGACUUGGUAACUUGUGGCGAUUUCCAUAUGUGUGCAUGAAGAAUGGAGGAGGUGCCUUUCUAAUACCGUACAUCGUGUGUCUAGUGACAUUUUCAUUGCCGAUUUUCUUUCUUGAAGCAUCUGUUGGGCAGUUUUUAGGGAAAGGAUGUACAAAUGUAUUUAAUGUUUGUCCAUUACUGAAAGGAGUAGGAUAUUCCAUGACAACAGUUAUCUUUCUUUAUGGUGUCAUUUAUACUAUCAUCAACGCCUGGAUAUUGUAUUAUAUUGGACACUCAUUCGUUAGUCCCCUUCCCUGGACAACCUGUGAUAACGAAUGGAACAGUCCCAAUUGCAUUUCGCAUCAAGGGUAUAAAUGCCAGUCUAAAUACCAAAACAUGACCAGAAAUGAGACUGAUGCUGUAUUAAGUUAUAAGCAGUACAAUACAAGUUCAGUGAACACGACUGUUGUUUGUACCACAAAUGGAUCUUGGAUUACAGCACCGGAAGAAUUUUGGAGGGAGAAUGUGCUCCAGAUGUCUUCUGGGAUCGGUGAACUCGGUACUAUGAACUGGAAGUUGAUGUUGUGUUUCUUUUUUAUCUGGUUAGUUGUCGGGCUGUGUGUUAUCAAAGGCGUUAAAAGCAUUGGCAAGAUAGUCUACGUGACAGCAAUACUUCCAUAUAUACUUCUAUUUAUAUUUUUGGUUCAUGGACUUACUCUUGACGGUUCAGUAGAUGGCAUAAUAUUCUUUUUUAAACCAAAUUUUGCAAAAGCCUUCACAUUUGAAGUAUGGGUGGCAGCUGCAAUUCAAGUAUUUUAUUCCUUGGGCAUAAGUAAUGGUGCACUGUAUGCAUUUUCCAGUUUUAAUAAAUUUCACAAUAACACUCUACGAGAUACAUGUAUUCUAACCUUUGUAUGUGAAGGGUCAAGCAUCUUAGCCGGUGCAGUUAUAUUUUCUGUAUUAGGAUAUUUGGCAAAGAAAUAUUCUAUACCUAUCGAAGAUGUCGUAAAGUCAGGUCCUGGACUCGGUUUUGUUGCGUAUCCAGAGGCUCUAGCCCAUCUUCCAGGACAAAACAUCUGGACAAUUUUAUUCUUUAUCAUGCUGCUUAGUUUAGCCCUUGAUUCAAGAUUUGGUAGUUUUGAGUGCGUUGUAAUAGCAGCUAUUGACAUCUGGCCUUCUUUAUUGAGGAAAAGAACAAUUGUGAUCAUUGUAUUGUGUUGUUUCUUUACAUUGUCUGGAAUAAUUUUCUGUUUCCAGUCAGGGAUCUACUUAUUUCAAAUAAUGGACUGGUAUUGUUCCUUUUCUCUGCCAUUUAUUGGAAUGAUCGAGUGUAUUGUGUUUGGAUGGAUUUAUGGUACAAAUAAGCUUUCCAAAGAUUUUGAGAUGAUGAAUGGACAAGGAAUUCCGAUAUAUUUCAGGAUAUGUAUUUGUUUUAUUGCACCUUUACUACUUCUGACAAUUUUUAUCAGUGGCAUGAUGAGUUAUAAGGCUCCAACUCAUGGUGACUACCAGUAUCCAAAUUCCGCCAUUGCUUUCGGAUUUAUAUUGUCAUUGUUACCAUUGAUACCUAUUCCAGUGUUUGCUAUCCGAUCUAUAAAGAUGGCUCCGGGUCACACAUUAAAAGAGAAAUUCAUUUACUCCCUUAAACCAAAUUCGGAUUGGAAGCCAGCAGAACUUUCAUUACAAGAAAGCUACAUUAACAAAGAAUAUUACGAAGGCACUAUUAUGGAACGAAUGAAACUAAAUGUAUUUGGGAACUAGUGCAACUAAUAUACCUGUACAACUGACUAAAUAU